AUGGACUGCGCUCUCGGGUCCUCCUGCUCCUCCCCUUCGAUAUAUGUCAUGUCGGAUCUCCCCCAAGGAUCUCAGGAUACUAUACCAUCCUCACCUCCCAGGUUCAAUGCUCCAGCAAUACCCUCAUCUCCUCCUCGAACCAAAACAAAAAAGCCUCCUUCAGUUACCCCCAGAUCUUUCAAGCGGUUUUUCACCCCGCGCUCUGUUCUGGGUGCCCUUGCAAGCGGAGGGAACGAUCGUGCCAGUCGGCAUGCAUUUAAAGAUACCCACUCCCCAGCAUUGAAUCGACUUGGGCCAUCCUUCGCAGGGAUAGCAGACGCAUCCCGUGAUGGCUCAGGUAAAUCUCCAACGCACGAAAGAGUCUCUACCCCGCUCAGGAAGCGGAAGUUGUCGUUUUCCUCCAGCCCAUCUCUUCAAUCGUCUCCAAUUAGGAGAGUACGGAUUGCACGGGAUGUUCUUCAUAGUGAUAUGGACUCCAGUCCCAGUAGGCCGAAGCCUGAUAGCAUUGACUUCGAAUCUGUGCCGCGAUUGUACCUUCAAAAACGCAAGCAACAUAUCCCUCCGCCUCCACCUCUUCCUUUACGCCGUUCUAAUGUGCUUCAAACGUCCGGUCAAUUCUUUGUACGCAGCCUCUCAUAUAAAAGAUCAGGCAAGCUAACAUUACGCUACAACUACAGUACAACCUGGCGGGACGAAGUUUCCAGUUUCUAUAGCUUGCCUGAUGACGUUCAUGAAUGCUCGUAUAGAGAUCAGCAGGGAGAACGUCUCACUCUCCCAUUUUGCACUGUUGCUUGUCAUACCAAUUCUCUAGUAGCGGUUGGAGACGAAGAAGGAGGUAUCCGACUGCUGGAUUCCGCUAAAGAUGACCAAGCCGGUUUCUCGAAGGCGUUUCUCUCAUUUCAGCCGCAUACGAACUCCAUUAUGGAUCUAGAUUUUUCUUCGGAUGAUACGCUUCUAGCCACUGCAUCUGGUGAUCAAACAGCCCGGAUUAUUGAUAUGCCCACUCAAACUUCGAUCUUCUGUCUAUCCAAACAUACAUCAUCUGUCAAACGGGUACAAUUUCAGCCUGCUUCUAAUAAUAAUAUAGUCGCAACCUGCAGCCGCGAUGGCAGCGUUAAUAUUUGGGACCUGCGAUACAAAGCCUUUGACAGGCCCGCGGUGCAACUGCGCUGUUCCCUUGCAUCAGAUGAGGAUGACUCUACAAAGCUAACUACAACUAAAAUGAAAUACGCCCAAGUAGCUAAUAAUAUCUGGUCAGCACAUGCGGAAAAACCCCGCCCCAAAACAGGCCAAGAAACUGAGGCCCUGGCACGCCGAGAUGAUAUAUCAGUCACGUCCAUCGCAUUUCUCAACCCUGGCCGUGAAAACCUCUUUGUCACGAGCAGUGAGUCAAAUGCCUGUGUGAGGCUGUGGGAUAUGCGAACUACAUACUCCUUACGGCGCAAAACACCCAUCCCCCUGGCCAUAACCAGACAGCCAGACAGCCACGAGAAAUACCGCCAAUUCGGGCUGACAUCCAUGGCUUUCAGCGGCGACGGGAGCAGACUCUACACCCUCUGCCGUGAUGGAAGUAUCUACGCAUACUCAACAUCCCACCUGACUCUCUCAAGUUGUCCAGAAAUGAUUCGAUGCAGCACAAGCUUCAAACGCUUUCCAAGCGACGAAGCCAAACCAGGUCUAGGCCCCUUGUAUGGCUUCCGCCAUCCACGUCUCCAAGUCGCAACGUUUUUUGUCAAACUCGCCGUUCGCCAGCCUGUCAACGACAAGAACGAAAUGCUCGCCGUCGGCAGCAGUGAUAACUGCGCUGUUGUCUUUCCAACUGACGAGCGGUACCUCACCCCACCCUCUUCCACGCCAGCGCCCGAUACAGUACUCAAUCAAGGAAGGACGCCACGCCGUGCCGGCCUUCGCAAGUACCAGUCCAGCAAUGUAGGAUUGUCAGGGCGUUUGGAAGAUUCCAUCCCGAUAUAUCAGCACGGCGCAGCGUUGGUCGAGGGGCAUAAGAAAGAGGUAUCGGGUGUUUCGUGGACGAAUGUUGGGGAACUUAUCACCGUCAGUGACGAUUUGCACGCUCGAUGUUGGAGGGAGGGGCCUGAGGCGCGGGACUUGAGGGUUGGAGGGAACAUGGAGGGUAGGAGGUGGCAGUGUGGAUGGGCUGAUGUGAAGGAUUCUGCUGAUGAUGAGGACGAGUAA
Molecule: messenger RNA, 2193 nt
Organism: Paracoccidioides brasiliensis Pb18
Exons: 3
Coding region: 1-2193 (730 amino acids)
Biological process (GO): proteasome-mediated ubiquitin-dependent protein catabolic process
Cellular component (GO): nucleus
Molecular function (GO): protein binding; protein-macromolecule adaptor activity
Source: RefSeq, a predicted model, not a curated record